Molecule: messenger RNA, 2166 nt
Organism: Exophiala oligosperma
Lineage: Eukaryota; Fungi; Ascomycota; Eurotiomycetes; Chaetothyriales; Herpotrichiellaceae
Exons: 2
Coding region: 91-1998 (635 amino acids)
Source: RefSeq, a predicted model, not a curated record
CGUGGACGAAACCACAGGGAUCCCAAUAGCUGAUGCACAUUAAUCAAAGGUCGACAACAUCCGUCCAUUGCCGUCGCAAAGUAGCUAGGGAUGUUUGGCGGAAAUAUAUGGGGUGCCAUUGCACCAGCAAGUGAGGCUCUUCUCGAUAAAGAGCGUGCUCCGCCACCAAAACCUACUCCGCUCGAAUUCCCGUGCUAUGUUCCUCCUCGCUCAGACGAUCCUCUUGAUAGCCACCACCUUGAAUCGUUAUGCAAGGACCUUGCAUCCGUGCGCAGACCAUGGGAUGUCAAGGACAGUCAACUCGCACAGUUCAACAUCCAGCUAGAGCAAGAUGUUUCCUUGGCCGACAUGGUCCCCGAUGAGAGAUUCAAAUCUCGACCAUUAUUAUACGAUUCUGAUUUGACAUCCAUGCUUAAGGAGCUGGAUGUUGAGAACGAAGAUGCUUAUCGCGAAGUUAUACGACUCCCGCCCCUUCCAGGUAGACAGAAACCUCGAUUAGCAUACUCGCGCGCUUUUUUCACAAGCUUGGAAGAUAUGUGUCGCUAUUGGGAUGAUAGCAAGGACGACUACUACGAGGUUGAAGUAGACGGCCAGGAAGGUUCCAACACAGAGUUUUCUCCAACGCCAUCGACAACCAAAGAAACGGAGAAACGCAAUGCCGAAAAGAAAGAGACGAAAGCGCUAUCUGGGGAGACAAAACAGACCACCGAGGGCACCAACUCGGACGGGGAACAGGCCGAACACAACACGUCGCUAAAUGCUGAUAGAGUUGAGAUUCCUCAUCGCUCCAAAACGAAGCAGGUAUACAGAGGCCUUCGAAUCGGCAGUGGUCAGCAGAUGAGUCCAGGUACAAGGGUAGCAGCAGUAAGGAACCUUCUCAAGAUGGCCAUCCACAAGUUCAAUUGCAGGGAUCACGACUUCCAUCCUCGGGAGAAGUUCCGCAUUCGAAACAUCAACCUGCCUUCUACAUUCUUGCACUUCUGCGUUGCCAAGAUGCCAGCCGAAUCCAGACUCGCAAGAGCGAGAUUCGUUGAAGGCCCGCUGAUGGGAGUACACAGUCGGAUGGAGGUGAGGUUCAGACCCCGAGACGGAUCCAAUGAUUCUCCCAACGAUUUUGUUGGCGAAAAGUACGACCUCUUCCGAGAAGUUAGUGGUCUAUUGAUGCUCGCCAAGCAGCGGGCCCGCGAAGGCCAGACGCCAUCCAAAGAACCUCAUCAAGAUCACUGGUGGGCCCUCAGGCAUCGAUGGGGUGGGGGACCAACGAGAUGGGGACAGUUAGCCUGCGAGGUCUUUGAGGACGAUGACCCCAGUUGGAGUCCAGAAGAAAGACAACUACAGCUGGAUAAGAGGACGCAGGAAGAAGAAGAGCGGAAGAGAACUGAUGUACUAGCUACGGCUACUGAUCUGAACAAUCUUAAGCCAGAAGACCUGCUUUCAUUGGAAACCUCUUCCGGUAACGUGCGGCCCAAGAAGAAAAAGAAAGGCGACGAUGAUAGCAAGGACAAAGCAGAGUACAAGGAUGGAAGAAGGCUGAUGUUCACGGCACCCAUACGUCGUAAGUGGUACCAAGAAUGGACUAAAGUCAGGCCAAAUUCGUCGACAUGGGACGAAAAACUUAUCUACAGGAGAAUUGGAGUGCCCGACCCCGAGCAAGGCUGGGAUGAUGUGUACAUGCUUUCGGCGGCGAACCAUCAUGUAUGCUUGGUGAAGCUGAGUGUCCACGAGAACUACCUUCAGUGGCUGGAGACAGGCAACACAAAACACCAAGCUCUGAAGUCAGGAAGACAAGACCACGUCUUAUACAUGACUCGGAGUCGGUGGUUCAACCUGCUCGAUGUCGACCAGCGAAAGGAGCUGUUGACAGGCAUAUGGUGCGUGUUAAGCUGGCUCAACCGUGAUGAGGUGCCUAAAGUCGAGCUUGAAAAGAUGGAAAAUUUAAAACAAGAACAAGAACAACAGGAGUCCGAUAACGGCGGAGAUCAUCCAAUGGAGACAUAAGCAACGCCAAUGCACGAGUAUGGCUGUGGUAUGAAAGCAUCUGUGAAGGCUCUUUACAAUUGCAGGGUCUGAGGGAUGCAAGCAAUCAACCGGAAAGGAAUGAUUCAUGAUAGACUGUAACGAAGAACACAUGUAUGCGGUGCUGACGUAUGUGUCUACAUACCUAGG